UCCUUGAACACCCCCAGGGACGGUGACGCCACCACCUCCCUGAGCAACCCAUCCCAAGGCCUGACGGCUCUUUCUGACAGAAAUGUCUCCUCGUUUCCAGCCCGAACCUCCCCCGGCGCAACUCGAGGCCGUUCCCUCUGGUCCUGGCACAGUUACCUGUGAGCAGAGGCCGACCCCCAGCUCCCCGCUCCUCUCAGGGAGCUGCAGAGAGCAGCGAGGCCUCCCCUGAGCCGCCUCCAGACCGAGCACCCCCAGCCGCCCCUCACGGACUCGUGUCCCAGGCCCUUCCCCACCCUCGUAGCCCUGCUCUGGACACGCUCCAGGCCCUCGAUGUCCUUCUGCGUGCCGCACUCCUCCUUCAUGUCGGGGAAGCUGAAGAAGAGCAGGAAGGCGGUGCUGGGGGAGAAGCGGUGGCAGAGCCUGGAGGAGAGGGGCAGUGCGGGCACCCAGCCGGGGUCGCACCCCGCACUCACCAGGUCCAAAACCUACGACCCCUCCUGUAAGGAGACGGAGGAGGCUGAGGUGGCUGGAGGCCAGCACGGAUCCCUGUCCUCCUCGCUGAACAAGCGCAGCUCCAGCUUCCGCAAAGCCUUCGAGGAGAUCGCCGGGCGGGAAGCGCUGCUGGCCUGCUUCUCCUGCGCCUGGCAGCGAGAGGUGCCCUACCAUGGCCGCCUCUACGUCUCCUCCGGCCACGUCUGCUUCCACGCCAGCCUGCUGCUCAAGGACAUCAAGGCGGUCGUCCCCAUCACGUCCAUCUGCGCCCUCAAGAAGACCAACAUGGCGCUGCUGGUGCCCAACGCGCUCAGCAUCCGCACGGCCGAGGGGGACAAGUUCCUCUUCGUGUCGCUGCGCCAGCGGGAGGCCACGUUCCAGCUCCUGAAGUCGCUCUGCAAACACCUGCAGGACAACGGCUGGAGCCCCCUGGCCUCUCCCCUCAACGGCAGCGCCGCGCAAAUCCUUAAGAAGCCUCUGACCUCAAGCCAGUCAGACCUAGAGGAGAGCGCUGCGGAGCCCGACAGCCUCCUGGAGCCGCCGGAGGAGGUGAGCCAAGACGAGGAGGAGGCAGCGGUGACAGCAGAGGAUGCGCCGGCUGUAGGCAGAGGGGAUCCCAGCCCAGCGCCCCGCGCCCGGACUGCUGCGCCACUGAGCCCCUUCAGCACCAUCAUCCUCAUCUACCUGCUGCUGAUGGUGUCCCUGCUGCUGACCUCGGGGUACAUCGGGCUGCGCAUCCUGCAGCUGGAGCAGCAGCUGGCGGACGCGGGGGCUUGGCCAGACCUGGACCUGUUGCACCAGUGA
Cygnus atratus (black swan) is the source of this 1296-nucleotide messenger RNA. Its product is annotated as GRAM domain-containing protein 2A-like. Bases 331 to 1296 code for a protein of 321 amino acids. Lineage: Eukaryota; Metazoa; Chordata; Aves; Anseriformes; Anatidae. The transcript is spliced from 11 exons. The record is from RefSeq and is a predicted model, not a curated record.